Molecule: messenger RNA, 297 nt
Organism: Opisthorchis viverrini
Lineage: Eukaryota; Metazoa; Platyhelminthes; Trematoda; Opisthorchiida; Opisthorchiidae
Exons: 3
Coding region: 1-297 (98 amino acids)
Source: RefSeq, a predicted model, not a curated record
AUGAUGAUAGAGGCCGAAAAGGAUUUGGGUAUCUGGGUCUCCUCAAACUUAACCUUCCCCCGUAAUACUCGCAGGGAGAACACGCCAGCCAAGUUAUCUACUCAGGACGCACGAAAGACGUCACCCUCAUUGAGCGUACCCAGCGAGGCGCCACGAGAAGUUUUGCUGGCCUCAAAUUCAUGGACUACGAAACGCAUCUCCCGAUGCUCGAUCUCAUUCCCCUGGAGCACCUGCCCUCCAAGUGGAUGUAGACGCUGCCAAGCAGUGGUCGUUGGACUGGCACCUUCCUCUGAAUGA